GCACGACUGGGAAGGAUUCGCCCGCGUCCCACCUCCUCCAGGCAGAGUGAGUGGAGGAAACCAGGCUUCCUUCCCAGAGCCAAGGGAGAGAACCAAGGAGCAACUGCUGCCAAGAUUUCUGAAGAGACUCAGACUUUCUUUUCCAUCCGCGAGGGGAGGCUGGAAAAGUCAGAGGGAGGAUCAUUACUCCCUGGACAGCAAGCAGCCCUCACCUGGAUGGAGUGAAAGAUGAGGCCUGAUGACAUUAACCCGAGAACUGGGCUGGUAGUGGCCCUGGUCAGUGUCUUCCUGGUCUUUGGUUUCAUGUUCACCGUCUCUGGGAUGAAGGGGGAGACUCUGGGAAAUAUCCCCCUCCUGGCCAUUGGGCCAGCCAUCUGCCUACCGGGCAUUGCAGCUAUUGCUCUGGCCAGGAAGACUGAAGGAUGCACCAAGUGGCCCGAAAAUGAGCUGCUCUGGGUCCGAAAACUGCCCUGCUUCCGGAAAGCCAAGGACAAGGAGGUGGUGGAACUGCUGAGGACCCCUUCAGACCUUGAGUCAGGCAAAGGAAGUUCGGAUGAGCUGGCUAAGAAGGCAGGCCUCAGGGGAAAGAUGCUCCCACAGGCGCAGGGUGAGGUGCCAAUGGCUAGCUCCAUCACCACCCACACACCUACAGAGGAAGAAGAAUGCCAGAGCGUGGUCCACAGUGGGCAUCAAGAGGAGACAUCCAGAUACCUGGAUGGCUACUGUCCCUCGGGUAGCUCUCUCGCCUACAGUGCCUUGGACGCCAAGUGCUCAGCCUGGGACAGAUCUGAGUGCCCUGAGCCAGAGGAUAGCAUCUUCUUUGUACCCCAGGACAGUAUCAUCGUUUGCUCCUACAAGCAGAACAGUCCCUAUGAUAGAUACUGUUGUUACAUCAAUCAGAGCCAAGGCAAGUGGGACCAUGAGACAAUAGUCUAAACUCUGCAUACGAGGAUUGCUGUGGUGUUGAUAGAAACAUAGCUACAGCAUCUCCCAGUGGAUGGAAAUUUCUCUUCUCCAACAGCCUUCACAUUGUUAGAGACUGACAUGGUACGUGAUGGGUGUGCCAGCCUCUAGUGCCUGAAAG
This is a messenger RNA of Octodon degus (degu), 1084 nucleotides long. It is a transcript of the gene Tmem215, whose product is annotated as transmembrane protein 215. Bases 229 to 936 code for a protein of 235 amino acids. The record is from RefSeq and is a predicted model, not a curated record. The transcript has 2 exons. NCBI's taxonomy places the organism in Eukaryota, Metazoa, Chordata, Mammalia, Rodentia, Octodontidae.